Messenger RNA from Talaromyces rugulosus, 1524 nucleotides. RefSeq lists its product as uncharacterized. The record is from RefSeq and is a predicted model, not a curated record. The transcript has 6 exons. Lineage: Eukaryota; Fungi; Ascomycota; Eurotiomycetes; Eurotiales; Trichocomaceae. The coding region runs from base 1 to 1524 and encodes 507 amino acids.
AUGACGACCACCUUGACAACCCCCCGGUAUAAUUUCUCGAUUACUACACCGCACCUUCGCUGGGAUCCUAAAUUCAUGAAACGGAACCUCAAGCUUUACCAGUCAGAAAAUCACAAACCAUUCAAGCCUGAUUCUUCUGGGAGUGCUAAAAGUAAAAUCGAAAAAUUCCUUGAUCAGCAGAGUCAUGGAUUAAUUCCCAGAGCAUACAACUAUCAAGGUCUUCGCGAUUUCUUGAGCCAUGCAGAUCUUUACAUGUUCGAUAAUGGCGUCAGGUCUCUAAAUCCUGCAGAUCUUGUUAAAACUGUGUUGUUUGAUGAGAGAAUAGACAAUCAGGCGUCGAAUAUGUUCAUGUCUCGAAAUUGGCAGGGCUACGAGGACUACCCUCCGCGAGGCAGUGCAGAGUAUACUGGUCUUCUCGAUUGCAAAGAGUGUUAUGAGAAACUUGUGCAAGUAGAUUAUCCAAUUCGGCCGGCAACUCCGUACGCCCUAGAGUUUCAUAUAUCGUAUUUCGCACUUCGAAGAUCAUCCAAGGCUCUAGAUGGGUUUGACAUCGUCGUAGGUCGGCGGUCGGGUGUUUUCGCGGAUAGUCUGACUAGAGGCUGUGAGCCAACACAGCAAGAGUAUUUCCAUGAGACUCAAGUGUCGGUCUUGCUAGUAGGUGUGGACGAGUGGGUGUGGACCCUUUAUUGUUUGGUUGAGACACACUUUGAACAAAAAGUGGAAGGGAAAGAUACAUUGAAAAACUGUCUUGCUACCCUUCAAGAUGCCCCGUCUGGACAGGACGCAUCAUACAUAUCUCCCUACUGGAAUCCACGCGAGUACUUCUUGUUAGUCUUGUGUCGACGCAUGAGUCAAGCUACGUUGGAGUGGCGAAAUUUGGUGGAGACUUUGGAACUAAGACUGAGAGAUCUGGAAAAAGAUAUAUUUCAAAAACCACCACCACAAUUAACAGUGGGGAAAACGGUUGAUCUACCUCGAAUAAACGAUUACACCUGGGCGAUUCAAGUUUUACAGCUUUUCGCAAACCAGCUUGUCAAAACCAUUGACUCAUGGCAAGAGUUUAGUCGUAUGCAUCUACCAAUUUUUCACUCAGCUGACGAAAGUUUGAACUACUCCUCGAAAGUACCCAGAUAUCUUCAAAUAUUGGACCGAGAUGUCUCAGAAAUGCAGUACUUCCACACCAUACUUACACAACGCAUCACAGCGUUUGAAAGCCGAAGGAGCAUGAUCUUCAAUGCGUCCGCUCUCAUGGAGACUAGGAUAUCCAAUAGACAAGCCGUGGAUAUUGGACUCUUGACCAAAAUGACAGUGUUCUACCUCCCUUUGAGCCUGGUUACUGCAAUCUUCAGUAUGAAUUUUAUGCAGGUUGCUGGGACGUGGACAUUGUAUAUGGCAGUUUUACUUCCAUUUUCACUCGUUUCUGUCAUUGUCUCUUUCAACCUGCAACGUAUUGACACGACUGUGAAGUCUAUGAUGCAGAAAAUUGGCACGGUGAUGAAUUCGGGAACCAGCAUUCUCUCCUAG